AUGGAAAAAUUUAUCAUGAAUCUGAAAUGGCUCGCAGUGCUACGCGCGACUUGCGCCACCACUCACGGAGAAGCCUACCCCACAGCAGCAGAAACAGCAGCAGCAGAAGGCUCAGGCAAGACAUACGACGAGAAUAACGAACGGGACCCUUGCCAUCGCACGGAUGAUCACUCAGAAGAUGAAGCUAGCGAUGAUGUCGAGAUCGAGACGCCAGUGGAGGUCACUAGGGAAGACGGCAACGCAGUACAUAUACCUGCUAGGAGCAGCGGGAGCCCCGAGAAAGCGAAGGAUGGCAUCAAAUUCGUUUGGAAGUACGUUGCCGCCAAGAUCACCCUUCGGGUCACACAGGCUGAAGACGCUGUAGUCAAUGCUGUCGAGAAGGUCAAGCAGGUUGGUUUCAUCGAUACGACGAAGGCAGUCGGGGCCUGGAUCAAGCUACAUCCGUGGGAAGCAGCGGCGGUAAUUCUGCCUCUGGCUACACUCGCAUUCAUAGCAGUAGCACUCGCAGUUACAGGAUUUAGCCAGCUGGGAUCGCUGCCGGUAUAUCAAAUCGAAGUUACGGCAGCGAUCAUCCAAGCCAGUAUCGGUAACCUCGUCGCGCGCUCGAUCUUGGCUACAUGUAGUAGUGCUAUGACGGGUGGCUAUGGCGCUUUGAUCGUAUUUGGAGGGGCGUGGCUUGGGUCGACAGCCGUGAUGAUCGGUCUCGCGACAGCUUGGAAGAGAUGGACGAGUCAUUCGGAGCGUACGAUGGUACUUUUGGGAAGGGGCUCGCCAAAGCCUGACACAGAUGAGAGCAAGCAAGCCGUGCCCGAUGUCAUAUUCUGGACGAUGUUUGCAGCAGCCUAUGUGGUAUACCGUUUCAAGAGUUGGUACCGGGGUCGCGCGGAUGGGAAGUCACCUGUUCGCAAGCCGAAGGAUGAGUAG
Messenger RNA from Alternaria atra, 924 nucleotides. RefSeq lists its product as uncharacterized. Lineage: Eukaryota; Fungi; Ascomycota; Dothideomycetes; Pleosporales; Pleosporaceae. The record is from RefSeq and is a predicted model, not a curated record. Bases 1 to 924 code for a protein of 307 amino acids. The transcript has 2 exons.